Molecule: messenger RNA, 1083 nt
Organism: Elaeis guineensis (African oil palm)
Lineage: Eukaryota; Viridiplantae; Streptophyta; Magnoliopsida; Arecales; Arecaceae
Product: protein HIGH ARSENIC CONTENT 1, mitochondrial
Molecular function (GO): catalytic activity
Source: RefSeq, a predicted model, not a curated record
CGUUCCUCCAACUAAAAGAAGAAUACCGGACGGACGGCCUCUCCUUUUUGCCCACAGAAAAAGAACCCUGAAAUAUGGAACCAUGGGACCUUUCUAUCCCGUCGGUGCCGUUGGAGAGGAAAACCAGGGCAUGGAAAACCAACGGCGGCACCCACAGACCCUCCCUUCCCGGCCUUUUCAUUCUCGUCUCCUUUCCCUCUACUUUGGCCCCUUAAUCUCUAUUUCUCUUCUCCCUCUCCCUCUCCCAAUUUCGCUCGGUUAUUUCUUAAUCUCUAAUUCGAUCCCCAGCUUCAAAGAAUAGUGUCAUGGCUUCAUGGUUUCGGUGUUGCAAGGCCAUCGCCUUGUUUCUUCUUUUCCUGUGGCCGCCUCUUUCUAGUAGCUCGGAAGCAGUUGCGACCGUGGACGUCCACGCCGCGAAACGCCUCGUGUCCUCCGGCCACCGCUACUUGGACGUCAGAACGGUCGAGGAAUUCUACAAGGGCCAUUUGGAGAACGCCAUGAAUGUCCCCUAUCUCUUCUUCACCCCACAAGGAAAGGAGAAAAAUCCCAAGUUCGUGGAGCAGGUGUCGUUGGUCUGCGACAAGGAUGAUCACAUAGUUGUGGGAUGUCUGAGCGGAGUGCGGUCCCUCCAAGCAGCUGCGGAUCUUCUCAACGCCGGUUUCAGGCACGUGCAGAACAUGGGAGGUGGUUAUGCUGCAUGGGUAGAGAAUGGGUUUGCCGUGAAGAAGCCUCAAGAAGAGCUGUAGUGCUCAUGUCACGUUUAAGUUUGGUUCAUAUAUAUACAUCUAAAGAAAUAAAAUAAUAUUGAAGCAAAUAUUUAGCUAAGAAUAUCUAUGGUGCUAUUCUUGACUUUAAUAUUGUUCAUUAGCUGACAUUUAUGCAAGCAGUGAGCACUGAUUAAGAUAAACUACAUGAGUUUAUAGUGCAAGGAUCGUUGACAACUGGUCCAAAUUGCCAUGCUAAGCCCCAGUUGUUGUUCCAAAUGUUGGGGAUUUUUGUGUUAUUUUGAUUCUGAAAUACUGUAACCGUGCUACUGACUGUUUCUGAGUGGAAUUUGUACAUUAAAUUCAAUCAUGUUAGUAA